UUUAUGGCCGUUGAUACAAAAUGGACCAAGAUGUUUCAAGAUUUAUAUACUUUAUAUUUUUGACAACACUUCUAGUCGAUUUAGGAUCAUGUACACAUUAUUCAAAAUAUAUUGAAUAUGAUAUAGAACAUGGGAAGGACUGUCAUACAAUUGGAUCAAACAAACAGAACAAAGAUAUAGCAGUUAUAGUUAAGAUUACACUCGAUCGUGGAAUCAAUGCUGAUACGCAUUGUAAAUUUGUUAUUAAAGCUAAUAAAGGAGAUGGCUUGUUCGGUGUCAUACAAAAAAUGACAUUCAGACGUAAUAAAACAGAGUGUGUAGAUUAUGUACAGUUUAAGAGAAGCGACAGACAAGAAACACAAAAGUUUUGUGGAAAUUUUGAUCGUAAUACAACUAAAUAUUAUCCAGUCCCUGAACCAGAAAAUAGCACUUAUGAACUUGGAUCCUUUUUUUCUGGAAGUACAUAUGCAGAAUUUGAUAUAGGUGGCAAAUUAGAAACUACAAUAUUUAUUGCCAAAAAGGGAUAUCUAUUCCCAGAAAAAGUUCCUACUCUCAGUAUUGUUUAUACGCCGUAUAAAAAAUGCAAGGGCAACAUUUUGAUAAACUAUACAGCAAUACCUUUUGAUUCAUGUAUUUUACAAGAUUACUUUUGUGAUGGAUAUCAAAAUUGUGCACCAAACAUCUGUCAAGAUGAGGCAACUUGUUCAAAUGCCAAUGACAUCAUUAACAAUACUGGAACAAAAGUAACAGUAGGUGCUGUGACGACAAUAAUUUUGUGUACAAUUCUUUUUGGUGUAUGCAUAUGGGCAUGUAAAAAAAAAGAUUUACUCUUUUGGUCUUCCGAUUGUGCUGGUCCAAGUGCACACUCAUCAUUAUCUAGAUCAGGUGGACAAGAAUCUGGAAGCACUAGUAACCCCCAAGUUCCAACAGCUCCAAUGUUAGAAGUGGUUGUACCACCUCCCGUGUUAGAUAAAGAUCUUCCACCUAGUUAUGAUUCCUUAUUUCCAGAACAGAAUAAUUCUACUAUGCAGUAAAUGUUUAAUGGCUGUUUCUUACUGCAAAUUGAGCACUUAAAUGUGCUACUAAAAAUCCACCAUGAGAACCACCACAAAGUCCCACGUGUGAAGGACUAAGCCAUGGGUACUUAAGUAAAGCUUCUUUAGUGGCAGUAACACAAUCUUUUGCAUCUACAUUGCCUACUUUUCCUUGAAGAUAUUCUACAUUUUUGGAACCCAUUCCAGUAGAACCACGAUAAUUAACUUGUAACACUCCCAGACCUUGAUUGUUUAUUUAAUAUUAGUAAAAAACAAUAGAGAAGAAUAUAGACAUAAAAGGAAAAUUUGUUAUUUACCUAUGAGUGCAAACAAAGAAUAAUCGAAGGAGAAAGAAUUAGUAAAAUUAGAAUGUGGACCUCCAUGUGGUGCUACUAUUAAUGGUACUGAUUCAUCAAUUCCACCUUUUGGUCCAAAAUAGGUAAAAUUAAAUGAUUCUGAAAUAAUUUGUAAUUUAAGAAAAACGAAUUGUAAACAUUUAAAUUUAAUUAUGUAAAUCAUUUAUUUCCUCGUAUGUAUGAUUAUAAUACUUACUGACAUCUUCAUUACUAUCGUACUCAUAAAACGUAUGUUCGUACAUAAGUGACUCAAAACCAUCAAUUUGUAAUGGAGUAGUGACAUUGACUCUAGCAAUAUUUCCAUCACUUAUUGUUAUAGGAUUCAAAUGUCCUACACAAAGACUUGGUGGUGUUAAAAGAGAUGUUUGUAAAAAUGCAAUUAUACCAUUUCUUACAUCUAAGAUGCUGAGAGAACUUUCGUCAUUUUGUAUCUCAGUCAUAGUUUUAUUUUCUGUAUAAAACGUAUCCAAUUAGUAUUAUCAAAACUAUACGAUAUAUAUUGAUAAAUAUAGUAUCUCUUACUUAUAUCGAUUAUAUAAGAACGUAUAUUUGUUUGCUGAGGUGUACUCAAAAACAAAUAUUGACAGUCUUCGCUCCAACAACGUUGUGGUAAUCGACCAUAUAAACCAUAAAAUACUUUUCCAUUAUUAAUAAUUGUAUUGGUAUCAACAAUAUCAACAAGUACAUCAGACUAAAAAGAACGAGAGGAAAUACUUCAAAAAAAGUCACUUCUUUGUUUUAUAAAUGAAUAAAAGAUAUGACGUACUUUUUUUUCAGUAAAUUCAAGAUCAAGAUACAUAAGCCUAUGAACAUUGUGAUGUGGCCCACCAGCAUUUCUUUCUAACCAGACAAGAUGUUUUCCAUCUGGGCUAAUUCUAGGUGAUCGUACUGCACACCCAUCUCUAGAUAGUAGAU
Molecule: messenger RNA, 2305 nt
Organism: Vespula vulgaris
Lineage: Eukaryota; Metazoa; Arthropoda; Insecta; Hymenoptera; Vespidae
Exons: 5
Coding region: 21-1034 (337 amino acids)
Source: RefSeq, a predicted model, not a curated record